Messenger RNA from Cylicostephanus goldi, 279 nucleotides. Lineage: Eukaryota; Metazoa; Nematoda; Chromadorea; Rhabditida; Strongylidae. The record is from the annotation of a GenBank genome assembly.
UUCAACCCAUCCAUGGAUAGCAUUGACCUUCUGGAUAAGCUGAUGGAGUUUGAAGAUCUAUCAAAGAAUCCGAAGUUUAAGAAGGGCGUGGACGAACUCAAAUUCGACCCGUCUUUGGCAAGAGGGUUGGAUUACUACACGGGUGCUAUAUACGAAGCUGUUGUUCCAAAAGCUCUGGAAGGUGUCAGUCUAGAAGCAAAUGGUGAGGAACAGAAAGGGCUGCCUGUUGGUGUAGGAUCAGUUGCUGCCGGAGGAAGGUGCGUGUGUUAUUUUUUCUAA